Messenger RNA from Lolium rigidum, 1059 nucleotides. RefSeq names its product bark storage protein A-like. Gene Ontology annotation, molecular function: catalytic activity. Gene Ontology annotation, biological process: nucleoside metabolic process. Lineage: Eukaryota; Viridiplantae; Streptophyta; Magnoliopsida; Poales; Poaceae. The coding region runs from base 1 to 1059 and encodes 352 amino acids. The record is from RefSeq and is a predicted model, not a curated record. The transcript has 3 exons.
AUGGGUGGUGUUAGGCAGCAGCUCCCUGCCGGCGCCGUCGUCCUCAUCGCGGUGGCGCUGAUGGCCACGUCGGCGGAGGGCUACAUCUCGGGGAAGACGUGGACCGCCAUCAACAGGGCGAACCGCCACGGCCCGUUCGUUGGGCUCGUCGUUCCCAACACCUUCGAGAUGGUGCCCGUCCUGAACUCGCCCAGCUUCGUGGCCAGCAAGACCAUCCCUAACCUCGACGUCCAAGGACGAAGGUUUCGCUUCGGAGCCAUCGGAGGCCAAAACGUUGUCAUGGUCAUGACAGGGCUGAGCAUGCUUAACGCCGGGCUGGCCACCCAGAUGUUGCUGAGCCUGUUCCGGGUGAAGGGCAUCGUCCACUGGGGCAUCGCCGGCAACGCGAACGAGGACCUCCAGAUCGGCGACGUCACCAUCCCUGAGUACUGGGCCCACCUCUCCCUCUGGAACUGGCAGCGCUACGGCGACGGGAAGGAGAACGAGCUGCCGCUGGAGGCCGCCGGCGACUACACGCGGGAGUACGGCUUCCUCAACUUCUCCGACUACACCGUCGGGCAGGGCAACCCGGCAUUGUCGGCGAACGAGCUCAACAGCAUCUGGUACCAGCCGGAGGAGAUCUUCCCGGCGUCGGGCGUACCCGAGGAGCGGCAGCACGCGUUCUGGGUCCGUGCCAGCAAGCGCUACUACGCGUUGGCGGCGAAGCUGGAGGGGAUGGAGCUGCCGGCGUGCGUGAACGGGACAACGACGUGCCUGCCCCGCGCGCCGCGGGUGGUGCGGGUCAGCAGGGGCUGCAGCGGCAACGUGUUCCUGGACAACGCACGGUACCGCCAGUUCCUACGCACCAAGUUCGAGUGCACGCCCAUCGAGAUGGAGAGCGCCGCCGUCGCGCUCGUCGCGUACCAGCAAGGUGUCCCGUUCCUCACCAUCCGCUCGCUGUCGGAUCUAGCCGGCGGUGGAUCAGCUCUCGGGAACGAGGCCAGCACGUUCAUCAGCAUCGCCGCUCAGAACGCCGUGGACGUCAUGCUUAAAUUUGUUCCGCUGCUAAAGGAGCAAUAG